Messenger RNA from Bufo bufo (common toad), 2579 nucleotides. It is a transcript of the gene RRM1, whose product is annotated as ribonucleotide reductase catalytic subunit M1. The transcript is spliced from 18 exons. Gene Ontology annotation, molecular function: ATP binding; ribonucleoside-diphosphate reductase activity, thioredoxin disulfide as acceptor. The record is from RefSeq and is a predicted model, not a curated record. Gene Ontology annotation, cellular component: ribonucleoside-diphosphate reductase complex. Lineage: Eukaryota; Metazoa; Chordata; Amphibia; Anura; Bufonidae. Gene Ontology annotation, biological process: DNA replication; deoxyribonucleotide biosynthetic process. Bases 38 to 2380 code for a protein of 780 amino acids.
CUCUCCUUUCUCCACAGAUGGAAAGCAGGAGCGCGUCAUGUUCGAUAAGAUCACGUCCCGGAUCCAGAAAUUAUGCUACGGACUGAACGGAGACUUUGUGGAUCCGGCUCAGAUCACAAUGAAGGUCAUCCAGGGGCUGUACAACGGCGUCACCACCGUGGAGCUGGACACGCUGGCAGCAGAAACCGCGGCCACGCUUACCACCAAGUACCCCGACUAUGCCAUCCUGGCAGCGCGGAUCGCCGUCUCCAAUCUGCAUAAGGAAACCAAGAAAAUCUUCAGCGAGGUGAUGGAAGAUCUGUACAACUAUGUGAACCCCUUGAACGGACUCCACUCCCCCAUGGUUUCUAAAGAGACCCUGGACCGUGUGUUGGCCAAUAAAGAUCGUCUCAACUCCGCCAUUAUCUACGACAGAGACUUCUCCUAUAACUUCUUUGGAUUUAAGACUCUGGAGCGCUCCUAUUUACUGAAAAUUAAUGGAAAAGUGGCAGAACGUCCCCAGCACAUGCUGAUGAGGGUGUCUGUAGGAAUCCAUAAAGAUGACAUCGAAGCAGCAAUAGAAACCUAUAACCUUCUGUCCGAAAGAUGGUUCACCCACGCAUCGCCCACUCUGUUCAAUGCGGGCACCAACAGACCCCAACUCUCCAGCUGUUUUCUGCUCUGCAUGAAGGAUGACAGCAUUGAAGGCAUUUACGACACUUUGAAGCAAUGUGCUCUGAUUUCCAAGUCCGCUGGAGGGAUUGGUCUCGCCGUCAGCUGUAUCCGGGCCACUGGCAGUUAUAUUGCGGGGACCAAUGGUAAUUCCAAUGGCUUGGUUCCAAUGUUGCGUGUCUAUAACAACACCGCUCGCUAUGUGGAUCAAGGAGGAAACAAGAGACCUGGUGCAUUUGCGAUCUACCUGGAGCCAUGGCAUUAUGAUGUCUUUGAGUUCUUGGACUUGAAGAAGAAUACUGGAAAGGAGGAGCAAAGGGCAAGAGAUCUCUUCUUUGGUCUGUGGAUCCCUGAUCUGUUCAUGAAACGAGUGGAGUCUAAUCAGGACUGGUCCCUGAUGUGUCCUCAUGAGUGUCCAGGUCUGGAGGAUGUGUGGGGAGAGGAGUUUGAAGAGCUCUACGAAAGGUACGAGAAAGAGGGUCGGGCUCGCAAAGUAGUGAAGGCGCAGCAGGUGUGGUACGCCGUUAUUGAAUCGCAGACAGAAACUGGCACUCCAUACAUGCUCUACAAGGAUUCGUGUAACCGGAAGAGCAACCAGCAGAAUCUUGGCACCAUUAGGUGCAGUAAUCUUUGUACGGAGAUCGUGGAGUACACCAGUGAGAAGGAGGUUGCUGUAUGUAACCUGGCAUCUCUCGCACUGAACAUGUAUGUAACUCCUGAGCGGACCUAUGACUUCAAGAAGCUGGCAGAUGUGACCAAAGUCAUAGUCAGAAACCUGAAUAAAAUCAUUGAAAUCAACUUCUAUCCAGUCCCUGAGGCUGAAUACUCAAACAAGAGGCACCGACCCAUCGGAAUUGGAGUGCAGGGCCUUGCCGACGCGUUUAUCCUAAUGAGAUAUCCGUUUGAAAGUGAAGAAGCUCAGCUACUGAACAAGCAGAUCUUUGAGACCAUCUACUACGCCGCUCUGGAGUCCAGCUGUGUACUCGCCAAAGAACUGGGAACCUACGACACAUACGAGGGGUCUCCAGUUAGUAAAGGGAUCUUGCAGCACGACAUGUGGAAUGUGACCCCUACUGAGCUCUGGGACUGGAAAUCCCUGCGGGAGAAGAUUGCCAAGUAUGGGGUUAGAAACAGCCUCCUCCUCGCUCCAAUGCCCACAGCGUCCACUGCACAGAUCCUGGGGAACAAUGAGUCCAUUGAGCCGUACACCAGCAACAUCUACACCCGCAGAGUCUUAUCCGGGGAGUUCCAGAUUGUGAACCCACACUUACUAAAGGACCUGACGGAAAGAGGCUUAUGGAAUGAAGAGAUGAAGAAUCAGAUCAUUUCCUGUAAUGGAUCUAUUCAGAGCAUCGCAGAGAUCCCUGAGGACCUGAAACUACUCUACAAGACCGUGUGGGAAAUUUCUCAGAAAACCAUCAUCCAGAUGGCGGCGGACAGAGGAGCGUUCAUUGAUCAGAGUCAGUCUCUGAACAUCCACGUGGCGGAGCCCAACUACGGCAAGCUGACCAGCAUGCACUUCUAUGGCUGGAAGCAGGGAUUGAAGACUGGCAUGUACUAUCUGCGAACGCGGCCGGCAGCAAAUCCCAUCCAAUUCACACUAAAUAAGGAACAGCUAAAAGAAACCCUUUCAAAGGAGGCCGAAAAAUUGGAAGAGAAGGAACGCAAUAAAGCCGCCAUGGUGUGUUCUCUAGAAAACCGUGAUGAUUGUCUCAUGUGUGGAUCCUAGAAGAGAUUGCAGCUCCUGCUCUGUAUAACAAACUCAGACUUUUAGGCCACUUGUGACCGGCAGUCCCUGUGAAGCCUUUUCCUACACGCACACAUAAUCUGCAGUCUAUUGGGUUGGGCCUUAGUUCUCUGUUCAUUACCUGGAGGUCAAGAAAGGUCCUUCUCAUGCACUAGAAAAUAAUGAAUUGAUCUUUUUUCUA